Molecule: messenger RNA, 2409 nt
Organism: Olea europaea var. sylvestris
Lineage: Eukaryota; Viridiplantae; Streptophyta; Magnoliopsida; Lamiales; Oleaceae
Exons: 1
Coding region: 1-2409 (802 amino acids)
Molecular function (GO): zinc ion binding
Source: RefSeq, a predicted model, not a curated record
AUGGACACCAUGGACAUGGUAUGGAUAUCGGUUUGUUAUCCAAUUGAAUAUGAGCAGACAGUUGAAGGUGGAUGGAAAUGGAAGUAUUCUGGAAAUGGCAAAGGGAAAACAAUACCUAUUCUUGUUGCAAAAACAAUUUCUUACAUGGAACUAUAUGAUAAAGUUAAGGAGGCAUUGAAUAUCGAUACGAGUCUAUACAAAAUGGAGAUUUUAGCUCUUGUUUCGAUAAUGUCUAAAGCUCCAGCUGCAUCAAUCAUAAUUGAUUGUGACAACAACGUAAAGUGGUUUAUAUCUGUCUGUACAGAAACUUUUCUUUGUGUUAGUAUUUUAAAUGAAGUUGUUGAGAAUCAGGAAGAUUUUGGUGAUGAAGGAUGUUUAUUAGUAAUAGAUGGUGGAGAACAAAUUGGAAAUAUGAACAACGAGGAGGAACAAGAUCGAGCAGACAACGAUGGUAAUGAUGACAAUGGUGAUGGAAUAUUUGUAGAUUGUAAUGGUUUUGACAUAAGUGAAGAUAGUCCUCGAAGGGUAGAUGACGAAGUUAAUUCUCCCAUGGCAGAUGACAAUAAUUUUGAGUUACGCACGCAUGAACCUUGCGGUAGGGAUAUAGUGAAUGGUAAUGAUGUUGAAUGUACUCAGAUUGUAUCUGAAAGUGUAAGUUCGCUCUGUUACGAGACAUCAGUAAAAAUUUCGGAACGAUUAGAUGUGCGAGUCAACCAGUUGUUUCCAUCGAAAUAUGACCUAAUAUCAAAAUUACAGUUGCUAGCUGUGAAGUGCCAGUUUGAGUACAAAGUUAAGGAGUCAAAUAAGAACACUUAUACUAUUGUUUGUAUUGAUGAAAAUUGCAAGUGGCGCUUACGGGCAACCAAGAUCGUAGAAAGUCUCAUUUUCGAAGUUCGAAAGUACAAUGGUCAUCAUUCUUGUUCCAUGAGUGUUCGUCACAGAGAUCAUAGGCAUGCUUCAUAUAUGAUUAUUGAAAACCACAUCGCUCCUAAGUAUGAAGAUGUCAACCGAGUUUACAGACCAAGGGACAUUAUUAAUAACAUUCAUCGAGAGUUCGGCAUAACUGUAAGCUAUACUAAAGCGUACAUGGCUAAAAAUUUUGCUUGUGGACUGAUUCAUGGGAAACCCCGUGAGAGUUAUGCAAAAUUGCCAGCGUAUUGUCAUGUUUUGGAGAUGCAAAAUCCUGGUACACUGACAUUCAUUCAUACUAAUGAUGAUCGGCGAUUCAAGUACCUUUUUAUGGCAUUGGGACCAAGUAUACAUGGGUUCGUAAACUCAAUGCGAAAGGUAAUUUCUGUAGACGGUGCAUUCUUGACAUCGAGAAUGAAAGGUACUCUACUCGUAGCAACUUCUCAGGAUGCAAAUUUUCAAAUAUUUCCACUCGCAAGGGGAGUAGUUGAUUCGGAAAAUGAUGAAUCCUGGACUUGGUUCUUUCAGAAGUUGCGGUUAAUAACAGGUGAUACGGAUGACCUUGUGAUUAUAUCUGACCGUGCAAAGUGCAUCAAAAAUGGAGUUAGAAAUGUGUUUCGAUUUGCUCAUCAUGGUAAUUGUACAUAUCACUUGCAAAAGAACUUGAAGACAAAUUUUCCACGGUGUGAUGUUGCAACUUUGUUUAGGGCAGCGUCAGAGGCUUAUACUGUAACCGAAUUUGAGUUCUACAUGGCAGCUCUAUGCAGUAAAAAGGAGGGCAUCAAAGAGUACCUAUUAGAAGAAGAUUUUCAAUGUUGGGCUAGAGCGCAUUUUACCGGGAUACGUUACAAUAUCAUGACUACAAAUAAUGCGGAAUCUAUAAAUGGUUUGUUGAAGAGUGCUCGAGAACUUCCCAUAGUUGGUUUACUAGAAUAUAUUCGUGGGAUACUACAAAGGUGGUUUUCUGAAAGACAUGUUGAAGCAGAAAAAUGUAUGACCCAACUCACGCCAGCAUUAGAGAAAAAGAUGUGCAUGACAUAUAAUGAGUCAAAUGGGUUGGAGGUAAAUCAGGUUUCUCCGGAUAUUUAUCAAGUUGGUGACAAUUUAGAACACCACCUUGUGGAUUUUUACGAAAUGACAUGUACGUGUAGAAGAUUUGAUUUGGACAAGUUUCCAUGUGCGCGUGCAAUUGCUGCAGCAAGGUUUAAAGGAGACGAGGGCUAUAAAUUAUGUACCCCCUUUUACACUAGUAUUUGUUGGAAGCAAGCUUAUUCUAAAUUCGUAUAUCCUUUGCCGAACGAGGUCGAAUGGCAAAUUCCUAAGAAUGUCAUAGCCAGAGAAGUAUUUCCACCAUUGGUACGAAGACAGGGCGGACGACCAUCAAAAAAGAGGAAAAGGUCAGCCGGAGAGACGCGUGUGGCUCGUAAGUGCAGCAGGUGCAAGAAAACUGGUCAUGUUCGAUCCACUUGCACGGGCCAAGCAGCUAGUAGUGAACAUUAA